AUGAAGAGACUAACAUUCUUCUUCUUCAUCAUUCUUCACCGUAACAUUUUUACGGUGCUAAGUGGACGGAAGAGACCACGAAGACUACCUCCCUACAACCUCUCCCAGGAAGACUACCUCCCCUACAACCUCUCCCAGGAAGACUACCUCCCUACAACCUCUCCCAGGAAGACUACCUCCCUACAACCUCUCCCAGGAAGACUACCUUCCUACAACCUCUCCCAGGAAGACUACCUCCCUACAACCUCUCCCAGGAAGACUACCUCCCCUACAACCUCUCCCAGGAAGACUACCUCCCCUACAACCUCUCCCAGGAAGACUACCUCCCUACAACCUCUCCCAGGAAGACUACCUCCCUACAACCUCUCCCAGGAAGACUACCUCCCCUACAACCUCUCCCAGGAAGACUACCUCCCCUACAACCUCUCCCAGGAAGACUACCUCCCCUACAACCUCUCCCAGGAAGACUACCUCCCCUACAACCUCUCCCAGGAAGACUACCUCCCCUACAACCUCUCCCAGGAAGACUACCUCCCCUACAACCUCUCCCAGGAAGACUACCUCCCCUACAACCUCUCCCAGGAAGACUACCUCCCUACAACCACACCCAGGAAGACUACCUACCCUACAACCUCUCCCAGGAAGACUACCUCCCCUACAACCUCUCCCAGGAAGACUACCUCCCUACAACCUCUCCCAGGAAGACUACCUCCCUACAACCUCUCCCAGGAAGACUACCUCCCCUACAACCUCUCCCAGGAAGACUACCUCCCCUACAACCUCUCCCAGGAAGACUACCUCCCCUACAACCUCUCCCAGGAAGACUACCUCCCCUACAACCUCUCCCAGGAAGACUACCUCCCCUACAACCUCUCCCAGGAAGACUACCUCCCAUACAACCUCUCCCAGGAAGACUACCUCCCCUACAACCUCUCCCAGGAAGACUACCUCCCUACAACCUCUCCCAGGAAGACUACCUCCCUACAACCUCUCCCAGGAAGACUACCUCCCCUACAACCUCUCCCAGGAAGACUACCUCCCCUACAACCUCUCCCAGGAAGACUACCUCCCUACAACCUCUCCCAGGAAGACUACCUCCCCUACAACCUCUCCCAGGAAGACUACCUCCCUACAACCUCUCCCAGGAAGACUACCUCCCUACAACCUCUCCCAGGAAGACUACCUCCCCUACAACCUCUCCCAGGAAGACUACCUCCCCUACAACCUCUCCCAGGAAGCCACUGGAAGAAGCAUCAUGAACCAGAACAUAUAUUUACAAGCAGAUGCGACACAGGGAACACAACCCCGGGGAACCGCGCCACAACAGCAGCCUUGUGGAUCAAUUUCUCAAGACAGUCACCUCCAUCUUUAAGCCUGCUUUCCAGCCACGCCCACGCCCCGGCCCUCAAGCCACGCCCACGCCCCGGCCCUCAAGCCAAGCCCACGCCCCGGCCCUCAAGCCACGCCCACGCCCCGGCCCUCAAGCCACGCCCACGCCCCGGCCCUCAAGCCACGCCCACGCCCCGGCCCUCAAGCCCCGCCCACGCCCCGGCCAUCAAAGCCAAGCCCACGCCACCUUCCAGUCCG
Messenger RNA from Procambarus clarkii (red swamp crayfish), 1587 nucleotides. NCBI's taxonomy places the organism in Eukaryota, Metazoa, Arthropoda, Malacostraca, Decapoda, Cambaridae. The record is from RefSeq and is a predicted model, not a curated record.